CUGAAAUUUGCUCAGGCCCCGCCAUCCUUUAAGAGGACGCCGCCACAGACUCCAGCCUUCGUCAGAUCCGCAGCCAUGAUUGUGAAGGCUCUUCUGCUGCUUCUCGCCGCAUGCGUGGUCAGUGGGGGACACGUCCCCAACGCCGUCUGGCAUUUUGGGGAGAUGAUCAGUUGUGCCCAGCCGGGUGUCAAUCCUCUGGAUUACAACGAAUACGGCUGCUACUGCGGCUUGGGGGGCUCUGGGACUCCUGUGGAUGAUGUGGACAGGUGCUGCCAAGUCCAUGACAGCUGCUAUAGCAACAGCAUGAAGAUUCCCGAAUGCGAGGGUAUUCUAGACCUUCCCUAUGUUAUCAGUUAUAAUUUCAGCUGCUCAAACAAACAGGUGACUUGCUCAGCGACCAAUGAUAAGUGCCAGGCUACGGUUUGUGAGUGUGACCGUGUGGCGGCGCACUGCUUCGCUCGAUACAAAUACAACCCGGACUACAAGAACCUGGACUCUAAGUUCUGUUAAAGACUCGCAGACCUCGACGUGUUCGUCACAGCCGUCUUCCGAUUCGGAUCUGUUUCUCAUUAGUGAUUGUGAAAUAAAAGAUUGUGGAUUUUCUUGAAAUAAUAAUAAUUUUUUAAAAAGCUGAAUAAACUGUGUCGUCUGCUCUGC
Xiphophorus maculatus (southern platyfish) is the source of this 657-nucleotide messenger RNA. RefSeq names its product phospholipase A2-like. Gene Ontology annotation, molecular function: phospholipid binding; calcium ion binding. The transcript has 4 exons. NCBI's taxonomy places the organism in Eukaryota, Metazoa, Chordata, Actinopteri, Cyprinodontiformes, Poeciliidae. The record is from RefSeq and is a predicted model, not a curated record. Gene Ontology annotation, biological process: lipid catabolic process; phospholipid metabolic process; arachidonate secretion. Bases 76 to 510 code for a protein of 144 amino acids.